GUGAACAAGUUGUUUUCAACUUAUCAAGCAAAGAACAUUUCCUUCCUGAGCAGGUCUGCACCAAACAAUAGAGAGGCUAACAGCAUCUGGGUAAUACAGGGUGGCAUCUGAGUUAUCGGAGAGCAUUUUAUACACACAGCAGAGUCACUAGAUAAAUAAAUGGUAUUGAAAUCACUUUAGCAAAAUCCAACUGAAGGUCUGCAAGUCCACUUUAAUCUAUAGCUUCUGAACUGUUUACCUCUGGUGAAGGGAACCCAUUUGUCUUUAAAUUCUUCUAGGAAACUAUGCUGAGCAAAUUGGUCCAAAUAGUCAAAUGUGCAUGUUAUUUCUUUGAAGGGGAAAGACCAAUCAAAGCAUAACUAUGAAAUUUUAUCUCGUGGCAACUGAGCAGCCUGAAUGUCUGGGCAGCUUUGUUGUGCUAUAUGGUUAACAACCAGGUCAUUAGAUAACUCACGAAACUCUCCUCCAGCAGCCCAGCUCUUCUGGGGUUAACUCUUGCUGUGGGGCUAGGAUGAGGAAAACAGAUCAUCCUAAGACACAGCCCCUCACAAACCCUUCACUCCACACCUGAGCUCCUGCUCCUGGCAAGAGAAACCUGAGGAAGACAGCCCUGGCAACAGAAAGCGGUUCUUCUUGCCAGGGGCUACUUCUGAUUGCAAGCUGUGAGCAUCAAGCUAGAAAGCAGUGCUGAGAGUCAGAACCAGGAACAAAUGAUACUAGGAAAUGAGAAGCCAAGGGAAAGUAUCUUACUUUCCUCCCCUCAAAAAAACACAUCUUUUCUUCUGGAUGGGUGAGUUUCAAAAUUUUCAACCCUUCGACUAUUUGAAUAGAGCAAGAGUCUCACCUAUUUACCAGAUUAAAUAAACAAGUAAGAAAAGAAAAUGUUUUGUUGAAUCCCCUCUGAUUAUUCAUAACUCCUUUCACGAAUGUUUGUUUCGGUGCUUUUAAAUUUUGACUCAAAUCCGCAGUGGAAAAUAUGUUUCAAGGGAAAAAAAAGCGAACAAAACCACCCAACACACUUGUGUGCAUUGCAUUUUGACCCAGCCCACGGAACGAUCAGAAGAAUCUCCAUAAACCAAGAGAUCCCUGGAUUCCAUUCGAAGAACCAUCAAUCUAAACACUACAUCUUGAUUUCAGAAACUUUCCUUUAAUUUGGAAUUAUCUGUUAUUGACCACAGACAGCGGCUACUGACGAUUUCCUGGAACGGGCCAGUAGAGUGAGAGGCCUCUUGGGAUGGAUAUCACCCGCCUACUUCUGGCCACCCUACUGGUCUUCCUAUGCAUCCUCGCUGCUUACAGUCAUCUGGCACCUGAGGAGGAGCCCAGAGAUGACGGGAGCCUAAGGAGCAACUCCUCAAUGAAAGUACUGGAUAUCCCUUCUGUCUCUAUUGUGGCACUGAACAAGAAAUCCCAAAAGAUCAGCAGAACAGAAGCAGAAAAGAGGACAAGAUCUUCCAAGGCCGAGACGAUAAGCACGGCAGGCAUGGCCAGUUCCAGCAGCCCGGCAUUUCCCCUACAGAAAAAGGCUCCGAUGAAGAAGGUAGCGCGGCCCCGGCCCCCUCCGCCCACACCCUGCGUGGCCACCCGCGACAGCUGCAAGUCGCCGUCGCCACCCUGCUGCGACCCGUGCGCCUCCUGCGUGUGCCGCUUCUUCGGCAGCGUCUGCUCCUGUCGCGUACUCAACCGCAACUGCUGAGAGCGUCCACUCGCGGCUGCAGGAGGGGAAGGGCGGGGCCUCCGGGGCGUGGAUUGGGUGGGGCUUCCGGGAGUGGGGGGGCUUCAAGGGCGGGGCACUCUAAUAAAGUGUAUCCUUCUGGGACUAGUGUGGGCGUAGCUGUUGGGAUUGGGCCAGGGUUGUCAGGGGGCGGGACUUCACGCUAAAAUCUGAAUAUAGCUUUUGUCGGCUGCUCGAA
This is a messenger RNA of Ictidomys tridecemlineatus (thirteen-lined ground squirrel), 1913 nucleotides long. The record is from RefSeq and is a predicted model, not a curated record. NCBI's taxonomy places the organism in Eukaryota, Metazoa, Chordata, Mammalia, Rodentia, Sciuridae.